Culicoides brevitarsis is the source of this 2129-nucleotide messenger RNA. RefSeq names its product DNA mismatch repair protein Mlh1 (gene Mlh1). Gene Ontology annotation, molecular function: mismatched DNA binding; ATP-dependent DNA damage sensor activity; ATP hydrolysis activity. Lineage: Eukaryota; Metazoa; Arthropoda; Insecta; Diptera; Ceratopogonidae. Gene Ontology annotation, cellular component: MutLalpha complex. The coding region runs from base 58 to 2076 and encodes 672 amino acids. The transcript is spliced from 3 exons. The record is from RefSeq and is a predicted model, not a curated record. Gene Ontology annotation, biological process: mismatch repair.
AAUUUUUGCACUGUGAAUUUUUUAAAUGUUAUUUUUUCCUAAAUUUUGGCAUGAAACAUGGAACCCGGCAUCAUCCGAAAGCUCGACGAGUCAGUUGUGAACAAAAUUGCUGCUGGCGAAGUUAUAAUUCGUCCCUCGAAUGCCUUAAAAGAGCUGAUUGAGAACUGCAUCGACGCCAAGGCAAGUAGUAUCCAGAUAACGAUUCGCGGCGGCGGCAUUCAACUCCUGCAGAUACAAGACAACGGCACGGGCAUCCGAAAAGACGACUUGCCGAUCUUGUGUGAGCGAUUUACGACGUCCAAACUGAAAACCUUCGAUGAUUUGACGUCAAUUGCGACUUAUGGCUUCCGCGGUGAAGCCUUAUCGAGCAUCAGUCAGGUCUCGAUGUUGACUGUGACGACCAAAACUCGCGAUCAGCAAGUCGCGUACAAGGCAACUUAUGAAUUGGGGCUGCUGAAAGACGAGCCGAAAGCGUGUGCUGGCAAUCAAGGGACCACAAUAACGAUCGAAAAUUUGUUUUAUAACCUUCCGAGUCGCCUGCGAUCGAUUACGAAGGACAAAAGUACGGAAGAUAAAUUGUUGGCGGAAGUCGUGAGCAAGUAUGCCGUGCAUAAUUCGCACAUUGGCUUCUCGUUGAAGAUCAAUAAUGCCCAAAAUAGCAUCAAAACGCAACCGAAAAGUACUCAAGUGGCGGCAAUUCGAAAUUUAUACGGCGUUGAAAUUGCCAGAGAGCUUCUGGAAGUCUCCUUAGACGAUUCUAACCUCAAAUUCACGUGCAAAGGACUCAUUUCCAAGCCGAAUUUCUCCGUUAAAAAGACCAUAAUGCUCCUUUUCAUCAAUAAUCGUCUCGUAAUGUCAGCCGUUGUGAAGAAAAUGAUCGACGAAUUGUACUCUUCGUACCUCGAACGUGGCGGAAAACCUUUUAUCUACCUCUCAUUGAACGUGGAUCCAGCAAAUGUCGAUGUGAACAUCCAUCCUACGAAGAACGAAGUUUGUUUUUUGCACGAAGAAACGAUUGUGGCGAAGAUUCGGGCGCACUUGCAGCAACUUUUGCAGGGAAAAAGUGAGACAAAAGUCUAUUUAUCGCAAAGUAUUUUGCCGGGAGCGUCAAUUCCGGGCGAUGAGACCCUCAAUUCGAGUCAAUUCAACAAAAGUUUGGGCGAAAAAAGUGUAAGUUAUCCCAAACAAGUCGUUCGGACCGACACAAAUUUGCAAAAACUUGACAAAUUUUUCACGCAAUCAAGUGUGAGUAAUACGCCCGUUAGUCAAGAAAUGGAAGAAAUUGAUGAUGAGGAGAAUCGGGAGCCGAAUUGUACAGCGACAACGAUUAAAACAAGAACGAAAGUCGAGUUACGCAGUUUAGAGUUAUUGAAAGAAGAAAUUUUGGAGAAUUCUCUCCCUGAAUGGCGGAAAAUUUUUGAGGAAUUGGUUUUUGUGGGGCAUAUUGAUAGGGGAAAAGUUUUAAUUCAGCACAAUACGGAGCUCUAUCUUUGCAAAACGGAAGCUUUGUGCGAAGAACUUUUCAUCCAACAAGUCAUCAACAACAUUGAAAAUUUCGGAAUUCUUCAUGUUGAUCCAGCUCUAAGUCUCCAAAAACUCUCGUACAUCGCCUUGGAAGAACUCGAAGCUUCCGGAACCCAACCACAAACCACAUGCCAGAGUUUGCUCGAACAAUCUGAAGUCAUCGCAAAAACACUUGUCUCAAAAUCACAAAUUCUCGAAAAAUUCUUCAACAUUCACAUAACGCCAUCUGGCGAGUUAUUGUCCCUCCCCAUAAUUUUGGAACAACAUACCCCCGUGAUGGCUUAUUUGCCGAAUUUUAUCCUGAAUUUGGCUUUGUGUGUCGAUUGGGAUAACGAAAAGCUAUGUUUUGACACGUUUUCGAAAGUUACCGCCAAAUUUUAUGGCAAAAUUUGUCACAAAAUGGCGUUGAAAGAUUGGAAUUGGAUUGUCGAGCAUGUUUUGUAUGCAGGAUUAAAGCAAUAUUUGUUGCCAAAUCAAGAGUUAAUUGAUGCUGGAGCUAUUAUGAAAGUUACAAGCACGCAAGAAUUGUACAAAGUUUUUGAAAGAUGUUAAAUUUAAGUUUUUUUAUUGGUCGAUUAAAAGUUUAAAAAUUAAUGACAUAAUAA